UCCAAAAUCCAAGUGAUUUCAUUUCCAUGGACUGUGCUUUAAAUCUUCAACCAUUGCUUCCCCAUAUCUUAAUCAGCUGCUCAAGUUUUCAACGACUUCUGGUAGCUCCUCAAAGUACAAAUCAUGGAUUAUCUAGGCAGUACAGGUCCUUGAGUAAGACUAGUUGGGCGAUUGGGGUAUCUGGAAUCGGAGCUGGAAAUUCGAUUGAUGAUGGUUCUUUGAAUGGAAAACAGAAUGGCUCUUUGUUUGGUGCAAUUGAGGAGUCAGCUUCUGCACCAUUUGGUACUCUUGAUGCCGAGAUUACACCCGAGACAAUCGACUUUUUCGUUAGUGAGGCAGAGGGAGAUCCUGACUGCCCAACAAAGGAUUACUCUUCAAUUGAAGAUGCACUAGACACUUUACGCCAAGGAAAGUUUGUAAUUGUUGUGGAUGAUGAAAAUGGAGAGAUUGAAGGGAAUCUUAUCAUGGCAGCAUCGUUUACAAGUCCGCGGAACAUGGGAUUCAUGGUGAAGCAUGGUUCGGGGAUUGUUUCUGUAGGAAUGAAAAAAGAGGAUCUUGAGAGGUUAAAGCUUCCUCUAAUGUCACCAGGCACUGAGGAUGAAGACUCUUCUGCUCCUACUUUCACAAUCACAGUGGAUGUGAAAUCCGGGACAUCUACCGGAGUAUCAGCUUCAGAUAGGGCCAAGACUGUUCUGGCUCUUGCAUCUCCAGAAUCUGAGCCAGAAGACUUCAGAAGACCAGGCCACGUUUUCCCCUUAAAGUAUCGAAAUGGUGGCGUCCUUAGGAGAGCUGGUCACACUGAGGCUUCUGUAGAUUUGGUUAUGCUGGCUGGACUGAGGCCGGUCUCUGUUCUCUCAGCUAUUGUUGAUCCAGAAGAUGGUUCUAUGGCAUCUUUGCCUAGUUUGAGAAAGUUGGUUUUGGAGCACAGAAUCCCAAUCGUCACCAUAACAGAUCUCAUUAGGUAUCGGAGAAAGAGAGAAAAACUGGUGGAAAGAACAGUGAUUUCUCGUCUACCUACCAAAUGGGGUAAAUUUCAAGCUUACUGCUAUCGCUCAAAGCUAGAUGGAACAGAACAUGUAGCUUUAGUGAAGGGAGACAUUGGGAACGGACAAGAUGUCCUGGUAAGAGUUCAUUCGGAGUGCUUAACUGGGGAUGCAUUUGGCUCCGCUAGGUGUGAUUGUGGAAACCAGUUCGAUUUGGCGAUGCAGUUAAUUGAACAAGCUGGUAGGGGCGUUGUUGUUUAUCUCCGCGGCCACGAAGGGAGAGGGAUUGGCCUCGGUCACAAGCUUAGAGCCUAUAAUUUGCAGGAUCAAGGUCAUGACACAGUUCAGGCAAAUUUAGAGCUUGGAUUGGCUGUAGAUGCGAGAGAAUAUGGAAUUGGUGCACAGAUUCUAAGAGAUACAGGAGUUCGAACAAUGCGACUAAUGACAAACAACCCGGCAAAAUUUACUGGUUUGAAGGGAUAUGGUUUGGCUGUGAUUGGAAGAGUUCCUGUAUUGACACCAAUUACAGAUGAAAACAGCAGAUACUUGGAAACAAAACGCACCAAGAUGGGUCAUAUAUAUGGAUCUGAUAUACAAGGAUCUUUACCUGGAGGACUCAUCAAACCAAAUGUAAAUAACACAGAUUCACCAGAGGAGCAGUGAAUGCUCAAGUUAUACAUGUUCAUGAUUCAUGCAAAUUGAUAUUGGUUGUUCAGUCAGUUUGUUCAUUCCUUCUUGUAAUUAUUAUUUCAACUUCAUGUGAAGUUUUGACUUUUGAGUUCUGAAGAGAAAA
Messenger RNA from Tripterygium wilfordii, 1776 nucleotides. RefSeq names its product monofunctional riboflavin biosynthesis protein RIBA 3, chloroplastic. Gene Ontology annotation, biological process: riboflavin biosynthetic process. Gene Ontology annotation, cellular component: cytosol. The transcript has 7 exons. Gene Ontology annotation, molecular function: 3,4-dihydroxy-2-butanone-4-phosphate synthase activity; GTP cyclohydrolase II activity. The record is from RefSeq and is a predicted model, not a curated record. The coding region runs from base 27 to 1646 and encodes 539 amino acids. Lineage: Eukaryota; Viridiplantae; Streptophyta; Magnoliopsida; Celastrales; Celastraceae.